Messenger RNA from Stereum hirsutum FP-91666 SS1, 2664 nucleotides. RefSeq lists its product as uncharacterized. The record is from RefSeq and is a predicted model, not a curated record. The transcript is spliced from 10 exons. Lineage: Eukaryota; Fungi; Basidiomycota; Agaricomycetes; Russulales; Stereaceae. Bases 1 to 2664 code for a protein of 887 amino acids.
AUGGACUCCAACACCCUUCAAGCCCUUUCUCGCACUGAGCUCCAAAAGAUCGCAAAGGCCAAUAAAAUCAAGGCCAACAGCAAAUCUGCGCUCAUAAUAAGGCAACUCCUCGAACUCUGUCCUGAUGGUGUCCCCAUUGAGAACGAGGACGCACCCACACAGCCAGGUCCUACGAGGACUACCCGUUCGAAACGACGAUACACUCCGGUUUCCUCGACGACGCAACCUACGUCUCGAACGACCCGCUCGAAGCGACCACCCCCACCUCGACACACCCCAGCACCACUGCCUCAAACAGCCUCAGGCGAGAUCGCUGGGCUAUCGUCGUUGGGUGCUGCCGCUCCCCAGCAGCCCGAGAACAAUCAUGGAGCGAGCCCAACCACUCCAUUGCUCCGUUUGGGGAGAAGAGACGUUGAUGCGUUCGCAUCUCCACCUCCCUCUACACGGGCACUUGUCAUGCCCCCCACACAACCAGGUCCUUCGAGGACUACCCGUUCGAGGCAACGAUACACUCCGGUUCCCCCGACGCAACCAGCUACCUCGCGAACGACUCGCUCGAAGCGACCACCUCCACCUCGACAAACCCCAACAUUACCGUCUCCAACAGCCCCAGGCGACAUCGCCGGGCCAUCGUCGUUGGGCGCUGCCGCUCCCCAGCAGCCCGGGAGAGAUCAUAGAGCGAACCCAACCACUCCAUUGCUCCGUUUGGGGAGAAUGGACGCUGAUCCGUUCGCGUCUCCACCUCCCUCUAGGCGGUCACUCGUCAUGCCACCCCGUACCCAUCGACCCAAAGAUCGCAUCUUCGCACCAUCACCCGCGCCUUCGCCUGCUUCGCUGGGCCUGAGCAGACCCUCACCUGAACCUUCGCACCCGGUCGCAGAUGUUUCUCUGGAUCCGGCGCAAGCUACCCCUCUCAUCUCAGCGUACCGUGCUGCCAAUGGUAGACCUGCUCCCAGGGAGUAUCAGGUGUCCAGUGUUGAAGUUUCUGGGGAGUCUAUAUCUGUGCAGUUGAGACUCGCCCACGACAGGCACCAGUCUCCGUCAGACGAGAUGCCGAAUGAGCAAGCCCGUGGCUCAGACGUUCAAGAGAGUAGGCGCGAGAAACAGGUCUUGCCAGAGAUGCAACUAGACGAACCUCCCAGGGAUCAGCCCGCCCCACCCGCAGAAGACCCAUUUGGCAUCGAUGACAUGGAAAUUCCGGGCCUCAACGCUGCAGAGCGUCUGGAGAACGGAGCGAAUCUAGAAGGAUCAUUGACGCAGGAUGGUGCUCUCGCUCUGGGCAGCCAUGAUCUGAGAGGACUGCCGUCAGUGCAUGGAUCUGCGCCAGCCUCACAGGGAGCAACCCAUGAGUCACGGCCUUCCCUCCCACGACCCCAAUCCCGACCUGAGGCACGGCGGCCUCCUCCAACCCAACGUCCAGCUCCAGAAAUGCCCUCUGAGCAGCAACCGCAACAACAAGAUAUCGACACCGGUGUGCCUCCACUGGCUGCUGGUGGCGAGGAUCCAGACGUCGAUCUCGCAGAAGAUGACUCGAUGGUGAAGAAAGUCGAGAACCUCCUUCAAUAUAUGAACAAAAUUGUGGACGACGACGACGAAGCCGUGAACCCUGUCCUCGCGGAGCUGCCGCAGAUCGCGACCCAAAUGCACGCGCAUCUGAAGAAGUUGAACGACCGGCUUCGUGCUUCACGCGCUGACCGUGAGCGGCUGGAUGCCCUCCUGGAAGGGCGAAGUACUGGCGCCUUGCCGACCCCAAGGAAAAGAAAUUGGUACACCCAGGUCUGGAGGCGACACAUUAAUACGCUCCCAGAAGGAGUGUAUUGCAGCGAGGAGGAAGGAGAGAAGCUUGUCCUGGUGGUGUUACAUGAGGAUGAAGAGCCUUUGUGCGAUGAUAUAGUUUGUGGUGGAGACUAUGAACGACCUUCGGAUCAAAUGGAGGCCGAGCGGUGCGAGCGCAUGCAGCAGGGUGAACCCAACAUAUAUCCCGAGUGGCCAAUAAAUGAGACGAUCCUGGAGGAAGUGAAAGCUUAUCUAUUUGAGCAGUCUACUCGCGCGGUGCCACCAGGAGCUGGCCCCUCCCAUCACCUCACUGUGUCCAGCCUCCCCGACCCGCGUCGACCACCACAGGCUGGCCCUUCCAGAUUGCCUCCACUGUUAGCUCCUCCUGUUCCUAGUCCUUCUCGCCUCACACCAGCCCGCCCACCCAGGCAGCGUCUGCCCGACGCCCAUUCAAAUCUUCCUCGACCACCGCAAGGUCGUCGCUCCGAACACCCACCUAAUCCUCGCCAACCUCAAGGGCCCCACCGCUCUCAACAGCCACCUGUCCGUACCCCGCCACACCCUGGUCAGCCUUCGCAGUCCAGACAAUCAAAACGUAGUCACUCGUCCGCAUUCGCAGACGACGAAGAAUCUGACUACGACGAAUCUGACUACGAAUCAUCUGACUACGAUGCAGCACCGCGUCCCGGCCCCACCGAACCCGACCACACUUCUCGGCGCACCUCGAAGCGACCUCGCACGUCCUAUCAUACACCCUUGAGGCCUUCCCCCGCCUCCGGGAGCGGACAGCCACGGUAUUCUAGCGGGAGUAGUGAGGCAGAACAGUCACAGGUCUAUGAGAUGCUCAGCCAUCCUGGGCAUAUGUCGGGUGAGUCAGACGAACAUUAA